Amphibalanus amphitrite is the source of this 3618-nucleotide messenger RNA. RefSeq names its product methyl-CpG-binding domain protein 6-like. Bases 196 to 2841 code for a protein of 881 amino acids. The transcript is spliced from 9 exons. Gene Ontology annotation, cellular component: nucleus; chromocenter. Gene Ontology annotation, molecular function: chromatin binding; DNA binding. The record is from RefSeq and is a predicted model, not a curated record. Lineage: Eukaryota; Metazoa; Arthropoda; Thecostraca; Balanomorpha; Balanidae.
UUGCAGUGUGGGAGGGUACGGUGACGGUUUGUGUUGUUUGAGAUAUACCUGCGAUUACCUACUGAAACAUAAGGUAGAGUUGGAAAGACAUUUGGAGAAAUAUUUAUUCCUUGUCAUUUUCUCGGAAAUUCUGAAGGUGCGACUACAGCAUGCGCACAGCGCCGUCGAUGGAGGCGCUGCCAGUCUGACCAGGAGAUGAGCGCGCCUCCGCCGGGCGGCGGCUGGCCGUCCGGCGCCCCGCCGCCGUCCGCGCCCAGUAUCGACUACUGGAAGCAGCUCCAGUACCGGCAGCUGCAGCAGCAGCAGCUGCAGUACCACCAGCAGCAGGCGGCCUGGGCGGAACCUCGGGCCGCCGCCGCCGCCGUAUCCGCGGCGACUGGUGACGGCAGCAACUAUGUGACGACGGUGAUGGUGGGCGGGCUGCCGACGCCCGGCUCGCCGCGCCGCUGCGAGUCCGUGCGCUCGGACGCGGCCGAGUCGUCGUGCAGCUCGCUGAGCCAGGAGAGCCUGUCGCCGCCGGCGCGGCUGGCCGGCGUGCACUCAGUGACGGCACCCGAGGGCUGGAAUCGCGUCACCAGCAACGGACUGGUGGUCUACGUCAGUCCGAGCGGAGUGAGCCUCACCUCCCGGGAGGAGGCGCGCCAGUACCUGCGCACCGCCGGCACCUGCAAGUGUGGCCUCGAGUGCCCCAUCCUCGUGGAGAAGUCGUUCAACUUCGACCCGAAGGUGAUCACCAGGCCGCGGAGCGGCGCUGUCGGAGCGGUCCCCCCGGGCGGCGCCGUCAGUCCCAGUGAGACCACCAAGACGUGCAACCACCGCCGGAAACGGGCUGAGCUACAGCUGCGCCGCGCCACCGGAAAAGAUGUUCCUCCCACCUUCCAGGAGCAGCGAUGUAACCCGCACAACAACCCCUUCUUCCGUGACCAGAUGCUUCAGGCGAUGGAGCAGAUGGGCUACCAUCAGCAGCAUCAGCAUCAGCAGCAGCAGCAGCAGCAGGCGUACCAGCAGUCCCAGCAGCAGCUGUACCACCCCGGCCGGCAGCCGCACCAGCCGCAGUACCAGCCGGGCCCGGUGGUGACGCCCGCCGGGCCGCGGUGGCCGGCCGUGACCACGGGUCGGCUGCCGGCGCCGGCGGCUCCACCUCCCCACCUGCUGCGGGCGCACUGGGACGAGCUGAGGCGGCGGCGGGCGGCCGGCCGCGGCCGACGGCGCGCCUCGCCCUGUCCCAACGUGGAGGUGCGCCAGCUGCCGGGUGCCGGCGGCGACUCGCCUUCCUUCAUGGACGAUCCCAGCGGCUACCUGGCGCACCAGACCCAGCUGCUCAACGACACCAUGCAGGAGGGAUUAAGUCCGGUACCGGCCGAGGUGCCCAUCCCCAGCACAGUGCCCCUGCCGGCCCGCGUCGGCAAGCACGCGCCACCGGAGACUCCGGCGCCGGCUGAGUCCCCGGGGGCGGCGCCCGACCGGGCCCCCGCGCCCGACUGCACGGCAGGCGACCCGCCGACCGCCGCCGCCGACUCUGCUGAGCAGGCGACUCAGCCGACCGAGCAGCCUGCCGACAGCGCGGAGUCAGAGUCACCGGCCCCGGAGUCGGAGGCAGCACCGCAGCCGGCCGAGUCAGCAGAGUCCAGUCGUUCCGAGUCGCUGUCGACUCCGGCUGAGUCGGAGGCUGAGCGGACUGGAGAGGCAGUCGUCAGCUCAGCCGGGGACACACAGACGCGGGCGGAGGCGGCGCCGGCCUCCACCAGUGCGCCCGGCCCGGCGGCGACUCAGGCACAGCAGACGGUGGUGAGCGGGGACGCCGAGGUGCCGCUGAUGCAGUCGCUGCCGGCCGGGCAGAUCCUCCUACCCUCCGGACAGCUGAUCCUCACGCAGCCGUUCCAGCCGAUGCUGCAGUACGUGAACGCGUUCCAGAUGCAGCCUCCGCUGGUGGUGUCGGCCGGCGGGGCGCUGCUGCGGCCGCAGCAGGCCGAGCCGACCGACCAGACGCCAGCCGGCCGCAGGAGGCGGCGCCGCCAGACCGCCGGCGGGCCGGCCGCCCCGCAGCGCUCCCAGCAGCAGCAGCAGCAGCAGGCCGGACUGCAGACGCUGCUGCUGCCCGGCGGCGGCGGAGGCGGCGCGGCGGCCGGCGCCGGCAAACAGGCUCCGAUGGUGCUGAGCGGCGGCCAGGCGGGCGGAGUGAACUUUCUGCAGCCGCUGCUGCUGCCCGGCGCCGGCGGCCAGCUGUUCAUUCAGAGCGUCGGCGGCCCGCUGCUGUCCACCUCCGUGGCUGGCGUGCAGGCCGGCGGCCAGCUCCUGCAGGUGGUGUCUGUGCUGGGUGACCAGUGCCAGAGCUCGCUGUCCGCGCCGCCGCCGCCGCCGCCGACAGCCGAACACCAGACGCGCAUGGCGGCCGACUCGAGCACCUCGGACCGCGGCUCGCCGGACGGCGGCGGCGGCGGCGGGCCGGGCAGCUCACCGGGUGCGCGGGACGAACCCGUCAGCUCCACCGGCGAGCCAGCCGACGAGCCGCCGCGACCGGCAAAACGACCCAGGCAGACCGCCGAAGAUGACGAGUGUGAUCCGCCGUUCAGUACCGGUGACAUGGUCUGGGGCUCUCACCACGGACUCUGCUCCUGGCCGGGCCAGGUGAUCGAGCGCACCGACGUACAGGCGUGCGAUCCAUCGCAGGUAUGGGUGCAGUGGUUCGGCGACCACACCAUGUCACUGGAGGCCGUCGACCAGCUAAGGAGGCUGCACGGCCAGGGCGCCGGCAAGCGCAACAAAUCUCCGGCGGGGAACAGCAGUUUCGAGGAGGCUCUCAAAGAGGCGCUGGCGGCGGUCGAGCGCCAGCGGAAGUAGCAGUUGGUGAUUGUGUCAACAGGUGGCAGCUGAUACCGAGUGCAGUCGUACAAACCCGAGUCGCACCCGUCGCGGGACUCACUAGUCGUAGGGAUCUGAUCAAAGGACACCAGUAUGGAUGUUGGCGCAUUGUUUUCCAUGCUCUCAAAGAGUUCAAAUAGUUUAUUUUUACUUGUAUUUUUACACAAGGUGGGUUGCUCAGACCCACGUACGUAAGGUGAGAUGUUGGUCUAGUUUUAGAUUUCUUAUUUCGUGGCGUUUCCUCAAGUGACUUGUAUUAUCCAUCGUUUUCCUCUUUCCACCUCUGCUGGCAAACACGGUCGGCACCAGGGCCCGAUGCCGGCGUCAUUCCGUUGGGUUUUUGGUCCUUGGAUAUAUUCCGCUUCCAUAAAGUAACACGAUGGCGCCCGAUCGAGCGCCGUUCCGCCGGGUUUUGGAUCCGCUCCUCCUUCCUCCGUUACUCACCGCGUCCAUCGGUUUCCGUCCUCACGCCGCGCCGUAGCGUUAUUAGUUGCCGGCUCCCAGCCAGUGGCCGCAGAUGCACCAAAGAGUCGGGAUCAGCCGGCAGGCCAGUGGCGGCCGCUGUGUGCCUCUCCGGUGGGCUGACCCACACUCAAGUGACCUUAGAGGUUGUUGUGGCCUUUGUACUCGAGCGGGCGGCGGGGUGGAUCGUGUCGACGCCCCGCCGUCCGUCCAGAAAUGUUUUGUCGAGAUCCGAUGAGUGAUCGCACGCCUUGCACUAACUCCAGUCGGCGACCAAUACACUCGGACGCCAGA